Messenger RNA from Epinephelus fuscoguttatus (brown-marbled grouper), 1018 nucleotides. RefSeq lists its product as uncharacterized. NCBI's taxonomy places the organism in Eukaryota, Metazoa, Chordata, Actinopteri, Perciformes, Serranidae. The transcript has 8 exons. Bases 341 to 1018 code for a protein of 225 amino acids. The record is from RefSeq and is a predicted model, not a curated record.
UGUCACGAGGGAGAACCUGUUUGAAAGGGGGAUGAAACAGUGGUCCCGACAAAAGGGAACAUCCCCGAAGAAUCCUCCAUCCUCCAGGUAUCCUUCAUUGGAGAGUAUGGAAUCGAUCAAGGUGCUCUUCGGAAGGAGUUCCUCACUGAAAUGGUGCGGGGAAUUGAAAUGCAUUUCUUUGAGGGAGAUGGAGAAAGGUGCAAAAACCCCAAGUACAGUAUCCUGGAUUACCAGCACUGCAAUUUCAAGACAUGUGGGGAGAUCCUAGCAACGAGCUUGGUGCAGGGGGGUCCUGCACCAAACUUUUUCAACAGGUGGUCCUUUCCUCUGCCACGGAGAGAUGGACAAUGAUUUGAUGGAUCAAGUGCUCGCUCCAGACAUUAAAAACUUGAAGAACGAGGUGGAAAACGCUGAAGAAGAAAAACUAAUAGAAUUAUCGGACGCAAUUGUGGCCUGUGGCUACAUGGGGCCAAUAAACGUGGACAAAAAAAAGGCCAUCAUCGAUGCUAUCACCAUGCAUUCAUUGAUGAGGCUGAUUCCCAUCUUGCAGCAGCUGCAAGAUGGAUUGCGGCUGUAUGGAAUCGACGCAGUCUUGGCGCAGCACCCAAAGCUUUGCCAGCAGCUGUUUGUCCCCGGACAUAUAAAAGAAGUGGACUCUGACUUCCUUGUACGUGCGCUGUAUCCAGAUUUCAGCGAGGAAGGGUCUGUCAAACGGCAGCGAGAGAUGAAAGUCAUCAACUUUCUGCAGGAUUUCCUGCAAAAGCUGGAAGACGAAGAAGCAGAAAACCAAGAAGAGGAUCAUGAAGUAGACAACCAAAAGAGUGGAGCUCUGUGGGAGAGUCACGUGGCGGCUGUUCCCGGAACAACUGGCAGGGGGAAGCAUCUCUCAGUCCGGAGCUUCUUCCAAUGGGUCACAGUUGGCAUUACAUUUCCUAUACGCCACUUGGGGACCUACCAUGAUUUUGAGGACAGCCUAACCACGGCAAUCCGUUUUGGAUACGAGUUCAGCAGGCACUGA